Molecule: messenger RNA, 6434 nt
Organism: Microcebus murinus (gray mouse lemur)
Lineage: Eukaryota; Metazoa; Chordata; Mammalia; Primates; Cheirogaleidae
Source: RefSeq, a predicted model, not a curated record
CCGCGGGUCUGGGGCUGCCUGCGUGUGGGCGCUUGGAGUGCAGCGCUGCCCCCACGUGGCAGCCACCAAGGGCUUGCCCGCAGCGCGGGCUCCCUGCACCCCAACAGGCAAGGCGCGCAACUGGCAGCAGCUCCCUCCGAAGCACUAUGGCUGGCUUUUAUGCUUGCCUGGAGACCAGAGUCUAGCAAGUGAUUGUAGAUAAAGAAGAGGGCCAAGGACAGAGCCCUGUGGUGCUACAACAUUUCAAAUUCAGGGAGAAGAGAAAGAUCCAGCAAAGGACACCCGGAAGGAACAGCCAAUAAGUGAUCCUACCAUGGCUGAAUUUAUGAAUGAAGCUUCUGGCAGUCUGGAAAUUCUGGAGACCAGUGAUGAGGGAAAGAAGAAAUUCAAAUUUAAAGCCUUCAAGAGCUUUUUUGGCAAGAAGAAGAAAAAAGAUCCUGAAGAUGCCCACGGAGGGACUAUGCUGAAGUCAAGCUUGUCCACCAGCAACCUUAGCAUCUCUUCUCUGCAGCCAGUUCCAGAAGAUCAACAAACUGAGCCUAGGCCCAAGAGCGGUAUGGGGAACAAAGCCCUAUCCCAUGAUAGCAUCUUCAUGUUGGAAUCUGAGCCUGAAAGAUCAACAAAUACAAUGUGUCUCUCUACAGAGCACCAGAGAGGCAGAACUCUGCAGAGAUCUCAUGUUUCCAGAACCCUGCCUAGAACUGGGAGCAAUAAUGUGCAUGGAGUUGUGUCUGAGGCCAUGUUUAGAGAUGAGCCAAGAAGUGAAGUCUCGACUGAGGAUUCAAAGAUGACUGAGAGCUCUGAGCCACCAUCCGGACCUGAUGACUCCCAGUCCUUCACUGCAUUUGCCAUGCUUGCCUCUACCGGCAGCACCCAGCUGCCCAUGGGUUUCAGCACCCCACCCACCACCAAGGGCUGUUUGGAUUCUUCGGCUGCUCGACACAAGAUGGCUUUAAAUCCUCGGAAACAAAAGAAGAAAAAGAACCUUCAAGGGAAACUGAAGCAGGAGGAGUCUGAAGAAGAAAAGAUUACAACCAAACCAAAAGAAGCCACCCGAAAGAAGCUGAAAAAAAGCAGUGCAGGUUUCUCAAGCCAGGAACAGAACAGCAAAACUGAGAUUUAUGAUAAGAAGACAACAGAUCAGGCUCUAAACACGAAUGCUGCUGCACGUCUGGGCUAUCCAGCAUUAGCAUCACAUGGAAGAAGACGGAGAAGAAAAGGAUCAAGUACUUCCGGGACGAGUGAGUCUGGAUCCAAAGGAAGAAGCUUUAAACAAUCCAGUCGAGGGCGUGGCCUGGGCGACAGAGCUGGGUACUCACCUACUGAUAAGACUGACAGAAAUUUCUGGCACCUGUCCUUGGAGAAGCAAGUCAUGGAGCAGCAAACAACCAUACAAGCAGAAACCACCACUUCUCAGGAGUUUCUUUCAGAUAAAGGUGACACAGGCAAGAGAAAUGCUGGCAUAGAUUUCGAAGCCAGAAAAGCAUCAGCACAACCCAUACCUGAAGAUGGGGAAGAGUCCAUGGCUAGUGGUCCACUACCAUGCCAUGAAGAGGAGGCUUCUGGAGCUGUGAAGACAGAAACCAGAGCUUCUCAUUUACCAAUGGUGAAAAGCCUUUCUACAACCCAAAAAGAGUCCAUUCUCUCAGUGGCAGCAGAGGCUCAGAUGUUUAUAGAUCCUUCUCAUAUCCAGUUGGAAGAGAAAGAAGCUUUCAGUGUUUGUUCACAAAAUGUCCAAUCCAAAAUGGAGUCAGCCCACAGUGUCACAACUACCCACAAAGGAAAGCUUCCUAAAAAUGCUCUCCAGGCCUUUGCAGCAAGCGUUUGGGGUAUGAUGGGUGGUACUAGUAAUACGGCCGAGGGAGGCAUUUUUGCCCACAGGCUACCUCGCAAAAGCCUUGCCAAGUCCUUGAGGAAGCCUGAAGCUGAAGAUGUCCCCUCCGAUUCGGAGAGUGCUUCAGAGGAGGAGAGUGGUUCUGAGGAGCAGCUGGCUCCUGGACACACUUUCCAGUCCUCGUGGAAGCUUGAAGAUGAAGAAGAAGUCUUCCCAGAAUCAGAAGGUUUAGCUGUCAGAUUAAGCCAUUUUGAGAAGCAGGUGUCUCCUGGAUACUCUCCCCAGUCUUUGGGGAAGCCUGAAGCUAAAGAAGUCUCCUCAGAUUCAGAGAGUAGCCCCAAGGAGGAGAGCGGUUCUGAGGAACUGGCUCACAGUCACUCUUCUCACUCCUUGGAGAAGCUUGAAGAUGAACAAGCAAUCUUGUCAGAAUCACAAAAAUUUGUUAUGGGCUUCAACAGCUCUGAGGAGCAGCUGGUCCCCAGAUGCAUUUCCCAGUCCUUACAAGAGCCUGAAGAUGAAGAAAUCUCCACAGAAUCUGAUAGUUAUGUUGAAAAGUACAACAGUGCUGAGGAUUGGAGCAGCUCGGAGGAAGAUCUGCCCCUCAAACACCCUGCCCAGGCCUUAGAGAAGCCCGAAGACCAACAAGAAGUCUCUUCAGUUUCAAAGAACCCUUCCAAAGAGGGGAAUGUUUCUGUGCAGCAACUGGCUCCCAUAUGCCCUUCUCAGCCCACUGUGAGGCUUACUGUUCAGCAACAAGUCUCCACCAGCUUAGUGAGCACUGCUGCAGAAUGGAGCAGUUCUGCAGGGCCUAUGCCUUCUAGACACCCUUUCCAGCCAUGGGUGAGCCCUACAUGUGAGCAACAAGUCUCUGCAGGUCCAGAGAGCGCUGCUCUGGAGUGGGGCAUUUAUGUGGAGCCACUGCCUCCCAGAAUGUCUUCUAAGCGCCUGAUGAGAUCUAAAGUUGAGCAAAAAGUCUCCACAGGUCCAGAAAUUACAAGUAUAGAAGGGGCUGUUUCUAUGGAGCUGCUGUCUCCUAAAUGUCCUUCCCAGCCCUUGGUGAGACCAAUGGUCAAGCAACAAGUCUCUGAAGAAGCAGAGAGUGCCGCUGUUGAGGGAAGCAUUUCUAUGGCAUUGAGCCCUCCUGGACACCCUUUCCAGCCAUGGGUGAGCCCUAAAGUGCAGCAAAAUGUUUCCUCAUUUCCAGACAGUAUGGCUGUUGAGGGGAGCAUUUCUAUGAAGCCUCUGUCUCCUAAUCUUCUUUCCCAGCCCAUGAUAAACCCUAACGUUCAACAAAACAUGUUCUUAGGUUCAGAAGGUGCUGCUGGGGAGCCUCUUCUCUCCAAAUAUUCUACCCAGCACUUCACAAAUCCUCAAGUCCAGCAAAUGUCAGAAAGCACUGCCAUCGAGGAAGCCAUUUUUGUGGAGCUGCUGCCUCCUGGAUGCCCUUCCCAGCCUUUGGGGAGGUCCAAAUUGCAACCACAGGUGAUUACCCUAAACUCAGCAGGCACUGCUACAGGAUGGAGUGGUCUUGUGGAGCCAGUGCCUUCCAGACACACCUUCCAACCAUGCGUGCACCCUACAUUUGAGCAACAAGUCCCUGCAAGUCCAGAGAGUGCUGUAGCUGAGGGGAGCAUUUCUAUGGAGCCAAUGUCUGCCAGACACCCUUUCCAGCCAUGGGUGAUCCCUACAUUUGAGCAACAUGUCUCUGCAGGUUCGGAGAACACUGCUGUUGAGUGGGGCAUUUCUAUGGAUCUACUGCCUUCCAGAAUGCCUGCUCAGCCCCAGGCGAGAUCAGUAGUCAACCAACCAGUCUCUGCAGGUUCAGUGAGUGCUUCUGCAGAAUGGAGCGGUUCUAUGGAGCCCAUGCCUCCCGGAUGCCCAUUCCAGCCCUGGGCAAACCCAAAAUCCAAACAACAAAUCUCUGCAGGUUCAGAGAGCUCUGCCGCUGAGGGGAGCAUUUCUAUGGAGUCGAGGCCUCCCAGACAUCAUUCUCAGCCCCGGAUGAGAUCAGUGUUUGAGCAAGAAGCCUCCUCAGGCUCAAUGAGCACUUCUACAGGAAAGAGCACCGAUCCUGUGGAGCCAAGACCUUCCAGAUACGCUGUGCAGCCUUGGGUGAACCCUAAAUUCAAGCAACAAGUCUCUGCAGGUUCAGAGAAUGUUGCCACUGAAAAGAGCAUUUCUUCAGAGCUGCCAAUUCUCAGACGUCAAUCCCGGUCCACUGUGAAACAGAAAAUCCAGCAAAUGUCCUCAAGUUUUAAUGCUGCUGGUGAGAUGACCAGUUCUGGGAGGCCACUGCCUCCCAAAUAUCCUACCCAGUUAUUGGUGAAGUCUAGAGUUCAGGAAAUGUCCUCACGUCUAGAAAACAACACUGGUACUGAAGAAAGCAUUUCUAAGAAAUCACAGGGUCCCAGGCGUCCUUCCCAGUCGUUUGUGAAGUUUAUGGCGCAGCAAAUCUUUUCAGAGAGCCCUGCUGUUGAGGGAGGCAACGUGGAUCCUCUGCCUCAAGAUCCUUUUAAAUCUUCCACCAGGCCUAAAGUCGAGCACCAAGUGUUCUCAGAAUGGGAGAGUGCUGACCCUGAGGGAGGCAUUUCUGUGAAGAGGCUGCCUAUGAAGCAUCCUUUACAGCCUGCAGGGAAGUCUGAAGAACCACAAGAAGGUUUCUCAUAUUCAGAGAGUGCUCCUGAGAAGUGGAGCGAUUCUAAAAAGCAGCCACCUCUGCAACAGCUUUCCCAGGACUUGGGGAAGCUUGAGUACCAGCGAGAAGUCUCCUCAGUUUCUGACAGCUUGUCUGAAGAGGGCAAGAAAUUUGAAGAACGGAUGCCUUCCAGAUGUCCUUCCCAAGCCUUGGAUGAGUCUGAAUUACAGCCACAGGUUGUCCCAAUGCGCUCAGCGAACAUACCUAUACAGUGGAGCAGUCCUGCGGGGCACCUGCCUCCCAGUGACCCUUUCCAGGCUUUUGGAGACCCUGAAUAUCAGCAACACAUUUAUUCAAGUUCUGCUCCUGCUGAGGGAACCAUUUUCGAGAGCAAUGCUGACAGCUGGUCCCCACCAAGAGUCCCAGCUGCUCCAAACAAAACCAAGAAGCACAGUCAAGGUUCUGAAGACCUCAUUAAGAGCAGCCUGACGCCUGCUACCAAACCUGGGAAGUUUACCACUGAUCCUGCAGGGCAAACAUCCAUUUCUGGGGGCACUUACACUAAGGAAGAAGUUCUUGAGAGUGAUGGUAAAAAGAAUAACUGGCAUUCAGAUUUACGCAAUGAGGGUGAUGUUGAAAACCUUUUUGGAGUUCGACUGAAGAGAAUCUCUUCCUCACAGAAGUAUAAGAGUGAGCAACAAGAUUACUUUACCCAGCUUCCUUCCUUGCCCUUGGGCCCAAUCUCACCCUAUGCAGGUAGAGAACCUCAAAUCAAAAGAAGCACUUCCCAGGGGCUCCUGAACACUGCAGAGAACCUCACCGCAAUAUCUGACUCUGCAGAGAAGCAAAAUAGCAGCUCCAAAUCUGAAGGCAUGGCCAAGAAGAAACCUGCUUAUAAGACCUCAGAAAACCAUCCUGGUCAGCCAGAUGAUGCCAUCUCAGAGCCAGCUUGGAUAACCAUGGCAAUGCAGAAGCAGAGGAGUUUCCAGGCCCAUAUUCCUAUGAAAGAGCCAAAAACCAAGAGCACAGCUGGAGCCAAGGCUGAGACUAAGGAGCCUAAACAUGGGGGAACUGGCCCUGCCAAUGAAAACCAACCAAAAAUGAUUUUAACUGCUGAUGUCCGUAAACAGGGGAAAGCAGCAGAGAUGAAGCUACCUAAGUCUACCAAAUCAGUUGAGUUUGAAGAUCAGAAGAUACCACAAGUACCUACCAUGGGGAAAGAAACCAAACGAUCUUCAACUCUCCCAACUACAUUCCAACAGCUGGUUAAGCUGGAUAAGUCUGUUGAGCCGAUUGAACCUGUCUGGUUCUCCAUGGCCAAGAAGAAAGCCAAAGCAUGGAGCCACAUGGCAGAUAUCAUGCAAUAAGUAGUUCCUGGGUGUAGUCUCAGCAUUUUAAAUGAUAAUUGCCAAUAGCUGUAUUAAUAGUGAUCUCUUUACUGUUACCAUUUUUUAUUAAGCAAAAAAGCCUUAGAAAUGGGAAUUAAAACAUAAUUAUUUGAAUGAAAUAAAUGCUAUAAUGCCUAACCUUCAGUACAGUCACUACCACCAUCAGGAAACCCAGCAUUUCCUCGAUAAAAAACCAUGGCAAGUGUUUGCACUGCUGUAGAAUUGCAAAAUCUUCAGCUUUGGAUAAUGUGCUUUAGAAAGGAGAAAUCAAAAAACAUUUUGUCAGAGCAACUAAAAGGUUGUCAUUUCCCUUGACCAAAUGAUGCAGUUCUGAUGGAAACAUCCAGAUGAUUUGGCUCAAGGAUUGGCUUUUAAGUUUUAUAAGCCUAGAUAAAUGCUUCAGUUAUUCAGUUGUUGCUCCAAGCUUUGCAAAGGCUCCUAAAAGAGGUGGUGCAAGUGAAAAUUCUGGGUCUCCAAGAAAAAUUUUGCACAGCCAUUUCCCCAAUCAGUUCACUACUGCUUGAAAUACCUUCCCUGAGUCCCUAGGAGCCUCCCCCCCCCAGUGUUUUCACCUUGG